This is a messenger RNA of Hyaloperonospora brassicae, 1332 nucleotides long. The record is from the annotation of a GenBank genome assembly. Lineage: Eukaryota; Oomycota; Peronosporomycetes; Peronosporales; Peronosporaceae.
AUGCGCGCGGCACUCGAAGUCUGCGGCGAGUUCCUGAGCCGCAUUGGUGCGCUCCAAGACGUCAACGCCAUUGCUGGGAUCCUGCACAAGACGGGCGUGAAACUGUCCGAGACAAGUCCGUUCCGUUGGAGAGCGCUGUUGGCUGCAAUCCGACAUGAACUGGACGCUAGUCCAAUGGACAGUGUGUUCCUCUUCGAUCGGGUGCUGCAGCUGCACGUCAUGAUGUCCGCAGACUCAAGCCUCGCGCUGUUUCGAUCGCCGCUGUUUCUACAUCUAGUGGUACAGCGAUUCGCAGUAGCAUAUGAAGGUCUUGAUGCAGAGUUGUUUAAGUUGGAGAGUGACGAGUUGUGCCACGUGGACGGCAUCUACGAGACUGGGGGCAGUAAGAACGAAGAGCUCACGACAUUUCUCGAGACGUUUGAAAAAAUUUUCGAGCAGGGCGAGCCAAAAGAGUGCUGGGAUGUGUUCUAUGAAUCGCACCGACUCAAGGGCCCUGCUUUUCGGCGUGACAUGAAGCGUGCAUUAUGCGUGAUAGAAUCUGCUGCACUCGGUCCGACGAAACUCGAGCUCGCUUUCCCUACGGAUAUCGCUGGAGACACAAGGAAAGUUAUACCGCGGUCUGUGCUGGAAAGAAGGUUUGGCGGCACUCAACGCGAAUGGAGAGAUCUGUCACAGAUCACUUCCAUCUCGAAUGACGAGCAAGGGCAAGAGCAAGAGCAAGAGCAGGAUCCAGCACGAGAAACACGAGCACCCGUCAGCAUAGACAAUGCAGCUGCUGAACCUGCCGAGCCGACUGAAGUCCAGGACUGGGUCUGGCCAACGCGCGCUUCAUCCCCCCCGAAUGACCUGAAAGCAGAAGUCGUGCAUUCUGACGUUUCGGACGAACCUCCGGCGUCCGAGCGGCCUGUGCCGUCGAGACCGUCACGUAGUGCAGAAGCUGCCAGGGUGAGCCAUCAAGAAGGUCGUUGUGCUGCUGCUCGUACUAGGGUCUCAAGUGAAGAUAAUGUGGUCACUACUUCUGGAGCGACUGGCCGUCCAACUGGUCGACGCAAACGAGUACGCUGGUCUGCAGAAGAAGAGGAAGCGCUGAUUGAAGGCUACAGGCUGUACCACAAGUAUUCAAGCGUAUGGAAGCUAAUCAAGACGAAAUUUCCAGACGUGCUUCGGAAUCGGUCGAACGUCGAUCUGAAGGACAAAUUCCGUAAUCUCAAGCGAUAUAACCGAAUUCUACGAGCUACUGCCAACGGCAACGACAAUGGUGAUACGACUGACAAUGAUGCGACCGAUGACAACGCUGGCACAGCGGACAAAAGUGAUGCUGCUGACACGUAG